Helianthus annuus (common sunflower) is the source of this 1056-nucleotide messenger RNA. RefSeq names its product BI1-like protein. Gene Ontology annotation, cellular component: membrane. The transcript has 4 exons. The record is from RefSeq and is a predicted model, not a curated record. Bases 130 to 867 code for a protein of 245 amino acids. NCBI's taxonomy places the organism in Eukaryota, Viridiplantae, Streptophyta, Magnoliopsida, Asterales, Asteraceae.
AUUGACUCGUUCUCUAGACUCUACUACUAGAUUUUUAAUUAAUUCUUUCUUUCUAUCUCAUCGUAUUUCUCUCCCUCCACCCACCUUAUCAAACCAACCGAGACUUCAACAACAAACAGGUUCGCAAAAAUGUUCGAAUUCACCAGAAUCCACACCAAAGAAGACCACGAAGGUGACAUCGAGCAGGGAACUCUGUACCCCGGACUCAGCCAUGGUGAAAACGUCCUUCGUUGGGGCUUCAUCCGCAAGGUUUACGGCAUUCUCGCUGCUCAGAUGGUCCUCACCACCGCCGUUUCCUUUCUCACCGUUCUUUAUGCUCCGAUCAACGACCUUCUUCGUGGAAAUUCUGGCCUCUUGAUGUUUCUUGUCUUCUUGCCGUUUGUUCUGUUGUGGCCGUUGCAUGUGUAUCAACAAAAGCACCCACUCAACUUGGUUUUCCUUGGACUCUUCACAGCAUCUCUGAGUCUGACUGUAGGUGUAAGCUGCGCCGCCAACACAGAUGGAAAGAUCGUCCUCGAAGCGUUGAUUUUAACGUCAGCAGUGGUUUCAUCUCUGACUGCAUACACUUUCUGGGCAUCAAAGAAGGGCAAAGACUUCAGCUUCCUGGGACCCAUUUUGUUCACCAGUCUCGUCAUUCUUUUGGUCACUAGUUUCAUGCAGGUGUUCUUCCCACUUGGACCUGCUACAAAUGCCAUUAUUGGUGGAUUUGGUGCGGUGUUGUUUUCUGGGUACAUAAUCUACGACACAGAAAACUUGAUUAAGCGAUUUACAUACGAUGAAUACAUCUGGGCAUCAGUCACUCUCUAUCUUGACAUAUUGAACCUCUUCCUUUCAAUCCUGCGGAUGCUGAGACAAGGAGACAAUUAGACAUCACAAUGUAUGUUAAGCAUGCUUUGCUUAUCUUGAAUAACAUGUUCAUCAUCUAUCCUUUUGUUUUUUGUUGAUCUAUAAAAAUCCAUAGCACAUUAUGACCAGCAAUUUGUAAGUAUGAUAAUCAAAGUGUUUUGUGAUGUAAUGAUUAUGAUACUCUUUCAUUAAAGAAUGCUAGUGUGUAAA